AUGUCAGGCACCGACAAGUCCCACGCUACCGACCCAAACAACAAGUCUGCUGUCCCUAAGGAAGUACAGGAAGCAGUGCCAAAGGAUGUCGAGGAUGCGCUGCCCAAUAAAGUCCACGAUACUGGCAGUGGUGGCUCAAAGAGCCACGCCACCAAUCCACAAGACAGCAUCGUGCCUGAGAGCAUUCAGCAAGCCGUCCCAGAAUCGGUUGAAAGAGCCCUGCCAGAGAGUAUUCACCCUACCGAGGGCGGCAAGAAGUCUUAG
Messenger RNA from Lithohypha guttulata, 264 nucleotides. RefSeq lists its product as uncharacterized. Lineage: Eukaryota; Fungi; Ascomycota; Eurotiomycetes; Chaetothyriales; Trichomeriaceae. The record is from RefSeq and is a predicted model, not a curated record. The transcript is spliced from 2 exons. The coding region runs from base 1 to 264 and encodes 87 amino acids.